This is a messenger RNA of Neurospora tetraspora, 1793 nucleotides long. RefSeq lists its product as uncharacterized. Lineage: Eukaryota; Fungi; Ascomycota; Sordariomycetes; Sordariales; Sordariaceae. The record is from RefSeq and is a predicted model, not a curated record. The transcript is spliced from 2 exons. The coding region runs from base 153 to 1781 and encodes 542 amino acids.
AUGAGCAGUAGGUAGAAGAAGAAACACACGACGUUUGACCCCAGAGAGCGCGUCUCCACGGCGUUGGCUCCGACCCCUACGCCAUAGUACUUUGAUGUCUUUGUCCUCAUCCAUAUUGUUACAUACAGCUCGGCUGUUGUGACCGAGUAGCCAUGCCCAAAAUCCGUCGUUGUCACCGUCGUUCAUCUCGUCGCGUAGCUCCGCCAAAGGACAGCGACUUCGACCAUGAAAUCACCUUGGUAAACAAGGAAGACGUUUCGCCAGCUAGUUCCAGAGAAUCUCUUGCGCACACAAACACAAAUGGAGAAGCAGAGCCUUCCGGUUCCCGCCGACAGAAACGGCUCUCCGUCUCUACCGACUCCCGAUCCGGAAUAGAGGACGGAGAUGCUACUCCACAUCGCGUCGAAAUCGCAGACGGUGACGUGAAGGCUACAGCACCGCCGGAUGGUCCGUCCGUCUAUGUCCAACAACCCACCCCCGACCCCGACCAAGUCGAACGCAAACUAUCAUUUCCAUCUCUCAAGUCCAAGCCCUCCAAGGCUUCGAAGGCCUCCAAAGCCUCCCGCGAGACCAAUGGCAGCACCCGCCGAAAAUCCCUAACCACCCCCGAAUCCGCCAUCGACAUCCUCUACGAAAACCAACGCGGCUGUUUCCUCUGCGGCAUCCCCCUCUUCUCCUCCAAAGCCCUCGGCCCCCUCGACACGCCACCAUGGACCAACAAGCAUCAUUCAGCCUCCCCAAUGGACAUCACCAACGCGCAGGUUCCCGAUCCGUCAUGGGAGUGGGCGUGGGCUGAAUGGCGCGUCAACCACGAGAAGGACUACGCCGAUGAAGAAGGGUGGGAGUACAGCUUUGCGUUCUGGAAGAAAUUCUCAUGGCACCGGCCCAAAGGGUGGAAUUCCUUUGUAAGAAGGAAGGCAUGGAUACGGAAACGUGUGAAAAAAGCAGCUGGGCAUGACGUUCUGCAUGAGGGACAGGACCCGUCCAUGCUGAACCCGGAGUACUUCACCGUCCGGGCCUCCGCGGAGAUGAACAGGGAGAGGAGCCGGAGCCGGAGCAGGAGCAGGACACGCAGCAAGAGCCGCAGUCCCAGUAGGGCUAGCACGCAGAUGAACUCAAGGCGCAGUCGGGCGAGCAUGCGGAGUAUUUCGGAGGCGCUUGAUGAGGAGGAGGAUGAGAUGGUGGAGGAUAUUGAGGAUGUCGAGCAGCUGCUUUGUGUGUUGAGGGAGUGCAGGAUCGAUCGCGAGAAGAUCGAGGCGGUGAAUAAUUACUUGGAGCACGCCGGUGAUAACCUGGAAGGACUGGCGGGCGUUAUGCACGAUAUCAUGUCCAUGUUCAUUUUCCAGGCUUCGAGACGGGCGCUGUUGGCGAGACUUACGGAGGUCUAUGACAAGGCUGUUGAGGAGCGGGAGCGGAAAGAGAAGGAACUGGAAGAGAAGCAAGAUAAGGAGAAGAAGGACAAGGGCAAGUCCACCGAGGACAAUGCCACUCCUCCAACAGACGGAGCCAUGUCCUCGCCUGGAUCACCACCCCUCAGCCCCGAAGAGCUCAAGGAGAAACAAUCUCGCCGAGAAGAAAACCUCCACCAGGCUGUCAAGAGAGCCGACGAGGAAGUCAGGCGCCUUGAGUAUUGGAGCGAUGUCAAGGAAAUGGUCGUUGAGGGAGAGACCAAGUACGGCGUGGAUACCGAUAAGGGCUGGGAUCCUAGCUGGCAGGGAGUGGACAGUUCGGGACCGGCACAGCCGCCGGCGCCGAAUCAUGGUGAUGCUCAGACAAAGUAGGCUGGUUAGGUU